AUGGACCGUCGGACAGACAUGGAUCGACGAUUAGAGACAGAACGUCGAACUUCAGAAAUAUCCAAUACCAAGACAGAAAAACGUGAUGUUUGUAAAGCGGAACAGUUUCGACAGAAACGGAGAUGUAAAAGCAUAUCAGCGCCAUCAGUCAACGAGAUAGCCGAGUUAGAGGAAAACUUGAAGAAGAUCGACGGCAUAUAUAGCCCGUCCGGUUUAGGCAAGACCACAUCUAUUGUGUUCACCCUCCAAAACCAGGUGGGAUGCCUGAUCAAGGCACUGCGAAUAUUCCAGGAAAACCAUAUCAACGUUGUACAUAUAGAAUCGCGGAAAUCAAAGCGCAGUGAUUCCGAGUUUGACAUUUAUGUGGAUUUGGAAACAGAUAACAUUCGUCUGGAGGAAUUAAUCAAACGUCUAAAACAAGAGGUUGCCAGUAUCAGCUACAACGACUUGCCUGUACCCCCUUCUCCUGCACCGUCUUUACGACUACCCCCUUCAGCGGAAGACCUACUCCUUGAUGCACCAUGGUUUCCCAGGAAGAUUUCUGAUCUAGACCAUUCAGCCAAUCGUGUCCUCAUGUACGGUAUUGAAUUGGAUGCUGACCACCCGGGUUUUAAAGACAAAGUGUAUAGACAAAGGCGGAAGUACUUUGCCGAUAUUGCUAUGGCUUACAAAUAUGGCAAUCCUAUUCCCAGAGUAGAAUACACGACGGAGGAGGUUCGAACAUGGGGGACAGUAUUUUCAGAGCUGAUGAAGUUAUAUCCAUCCCAUGCAUGUAGAGAAUAUUUACGAAACCUGCCUCUACUCAUCGACCACUGCGGAUACAGAGAAAACAAUUUACCACAACUAGAGGAUGUAUCAGAGUUCCUUAAAGAACGAACUGGUUUCCAACUCCGACCUGUUGCGGGAUAUCUAUCAUCGCGGGACUUUCUGGCAGGACUUGCAUUCCGUGUAUUCCAUUGCACACAAUACAUCCGUCAUAGAUCAGACCCGUUCUACACACCGGAACCUGACUGUUGUCACGAGUUACUAGGCCACAUGCCCCUUCUAGCUGAUCCCAGCUUCGCACAGUUCUCACAGGAACUUGGAUUGGCUUCGCUGGGGGUCUCUGACGAGGAAGUACAGAAAUUAGCGACGUGCUACUUUUUCACGGUUGAGUUUGGGCUGUGUAAGCAGGACGGAAACCUGAGGGCAUACGGUGCAGGCCUACUCUCAUCUAUUGGGGAGUUAAAGCAUGCAUUGACGAGUAAAACCGAGAAGAUACCAUUCGAACCGACCCGUACAUGUCGUCAGGAGUGUUUGAUUACAACGUUCCAGGACGUGUAUUUCUUCACCGACAGCUUUGAAGAAGCAAAAGAUAGAAUGAGACAAUUCGCUUGCACCAUCAAGCGUCCGUUCGCCGUACGGUACAACCCCUAUACACAGACAGUGGACGUCCUUAACAACACGCGCUGUAUCGCCUAUGCCGUCAGCGAGCUCAGGGGUGACCUUUGCAUUGUCUCCGAUGCGCUCCGUCGACUUCAGCAACUCGAGGUUGCUAUGGAUGAACAAGAGGAGGCCGAAAGAUUGGAAAUGGAAGGGGAGACACAACGAUGA
Messenger RNA from Ylistrum balloti, 1593 nucleotides. Its product is annotated as tryptophan 5-hydroxylase 1-like. NCBI's taxonomy places the organism in Eukaryota, Metazoa, Mollusca, Bivalvia, Pectinida, Pectinidae. The coding region runs from base 1 to 1593 and encodes 530 amino acids. Gene Ontology annotation, cellular component: neuron projection. Gene Ontology annotation, biological process: aromatic amino acid metabolic process; serotonin biosynthetic process. The record is from RefSeq and is a predicted model, not a curated record. Gene Ontology annotation, molecular function: tryptophan 5-monooxygenase activity; iron ion binding. The transcript is spliced from 13 exons.